GACGAUGACGUAACACACAAAAACAUGGUUCCCUUGUUUUGAACCUGAAAAGCGUGCUAAGUGUUUCUCUAAGUUCGCCUCACACGGGGACGCCUAUCGGAACCUGAAUGAGCGGAAAACAUUCAUAAAAGACGAUGGCUCAGGCCGUGGAAACGUGUGCUGAAACCGGACGCAGGCUGGUGUGUACCAUCUGCCGUGUUCACUGUUAGCUUAUGAAGUGAGAUUGGCAGCGAGCUAAUUAGUUAGCUAAGCUAACGUUUGCAGCUGCAAACGUGGGCGAUAUUUGUCAAGCCUCUGAAGCUGCUCAAGCCAGGGGCUACUCUAAAAAAAACCAAAGUAUUUUACAUUCUGUGAUUUCUCAUACAUUUUUUUUAGCUGUGCUGUAGUGAAAAGCAAGAUUAAACAACUAUCAGUGAAAUCUUAAAACACUUACAUUGCUCGUCCAGUGAUAGUUAUUUAAAGGUUAUUUCAACUGCCUCCUGAUUUGAUAACACUAUCUCAGUUUUGCACACGAAUGCAAGUUGUGUCAGUGUUAUCUUAUCCACGCGUGUUGCAGUUUGGGAAUGUAAAUAAUGUCGUUUUCAAUGGCAGCGCUCCAUCUGCCGGAGGAUGUACGACGAAAAUGAGGAUCUCUCUGAUGUCGAAGAAAUUGCAAACAUCCGAGGUUUCAGUGUGGAGGAAAAGCUGAUCAGUGACAGUUACAACGACAAAUUUGUCCACUCCAUGGAGGGUAAAGGUAAAGCAACACAACACAGCAUAUUUCUUUCUCAGGUGCAAGCUUGUCCAACUAUGGUUUGUGUUUGCAUUGACUUCUAUAUAUUCUGCACCCUCCUCCACAGUCAAUGUUUGAUUCUCUUGAUUCCAUGCUGACUGUCUUGCAGACUUCUCUUAUGAGUAUGUGCAAAAGGAGGCUCUCAGGACCCCACUCAUUUUUGAAGAGAAAGCUGGACUAGGGAUCAGGUGAGAGGCCAAUUCACCAGCAUGAAUAACAGCAUGAAUUACUUCAAUUAUACUCCUUUUUAUUGCAAUUAUGUUAUAUGUGUAUUCAUGUCCAGACUCACAUGGUAACUAAUAUCUAUCUCACACAGAAUGCCUGAUCCUGAAUUUACAGUUAGUGAGAUUAAAGGCUUAGUUGGUAAGUACAGUGCUGCAUACGCAUGUAUAGAUCUUUACUAACAAUCAAACUAAAAAAAGUUAACCAGCCACGUAGAGUUGCUAUUUUACAGAAUAGGGUGGAGGAAAAAGAACAGUGGUCAGUGAGUUUGAGUGCAUAGGAAAAUUUCAAUUAAUUUAUCAUAAAGAGGGAAAACACCUCUCAAAAACUAAAAAAACUAAGAGGUGAGAGCCUCUAGCAUUAUACCCUCUGAAAACAGCUCUCUAGUAAAGAUUUGAAGUGUCACCAAAGUGUCAUUCUCACUCAGGGGAAUAUUUACUUCCACAGUACAGCAAUGGAAGACAACAUAUUAUUGAUACAAAUCUGUAAAUGUCUAUCUAUCUAUCUAUCUAUCUAUCUAUCUAUCUAUCUAUCUAUCUAUCUAUCUAUCUAUCUAUCUAUCUAUCUAUCUAUCUAUCUUUAUUUUCAAUAUUGUCUGUUAAGAAUAUGUUUUAAUGCUUUUGGAUAAAAUUGUGUUAAGUUUGACAAAAGUAGGGUCAAGACCUAACUCGGGUGUAGUUGCUCCAUCUAGUGGUGAUGAUGAGGAUUUUUUUUUUCACUGGUAUCUAUUUGAUUAAGAUUAAAUUUGUAGAGUCACUGAUACACACGUUUUCUUUGUGUUGCUCCUACAGCUGAAUUGAGUAUAUCUCUAUAUAAAAUUACAGAUAUGUUAGUGACUAUAGAAGUGCUAAUAGGUCAAUCUGAACGUCUGCUUUGAAUAUGGCUUGCAGGUAGUCGUCGGUCUGUGGAUGUCAUGGAUGUGAGCACCCAGAAAGGCUCUGAAAUGAGCAUGGCUCAGUUUGUCCGCUAUUAUGAGUCACCAGAGGAAGAGAGGGACAAACUUUUCAAUGUCAUCAGCUUAGAGUUUAGCCACACCAAGCUGGAGAACCUCAUCAAGCGGCCCACAGUGGUAAAUUAGCCCAACAGUCUUUACACCAAUAUGAUGGGCAUAAAUCUAGCCUUAAAUGUAAAAAAUAAUGACUAAAACACUAUGGCUAAAGGCUGAAAAUGCAUUUUUGUUCACUAACUGUCACAGGUGGAUCAGGUGGACUGGGUGGACAACAUGUGGCCUCCUGAUCUCAAACACAGCCAAACAGAAGCCACCAAUGUCAUCUCAGAAAUGAAGUACCCUAAAGUGCAAAGGUAGGGCGAAACUGCAUUUUUCUUUUUGUUGAAAUAAAAGCAAAACUCCUUUUAGAGUCCUGUGUCAGUUUGUGAUUGAAAAUAAAAUUGAAAUGUGUGAAGCAUAAUAUAAAAACUACCUGGAAAAAAUUACUGCAUCCUUGGCAGCAAAUUCAAUUUCUCUUUUCAUCUCAAUCUCUCAUCUAACGCUCAGCGGAGCAGAGUGCUGCACACUGGUGGUGUUAUCCAUCUCCUGAACGUGCUCCUGAUUGUUGCUAGGCAGCAGAGUGUUCCAUAGUGGAGGAUGGGUUUAUUACAGCUGUAGUCCAACUGCACUGACACCUCUCAGCCAAUCAGUCGUCAGUAUUUGCACAUAGUGAAUGAGUCAAAUAUUAUUAUGCCUUUUCUCUGCAGCCUUAGUUGGUUGUAUUUCCUCUCAUCAAAUGAAAAAUAUUUCAGCCCCUGUAUUUAUUCGUUCACUAAUUCAUUUGAAAUGAUUUAUUUAUUCAAUUACUGUAUUAAAUGAGACUCAUAAUUAGGUGAGAUAUGGUGGCAGGGAUUGGACUGUAAACAGUGGAGCAUAUAAAAAGAUCAGUCUUGGCAGCAUUCAUCGGCAAACAAUUUCUAGUAUUAUUUCAGUGUAUAAAAACAUGAUACAGAAACCUCCACCUUACAAGUGUUAGCAAUAAAUAUUUUAACAUGGAAUCAUUUAAUACGUCGUUAGAGUUUGAACGACUUCAUAUCGAACGCAAAUAAUUUUCAUUAGUUGUAGUGAGACUAAUUUUCUCCAUAUAGUCUGAAAAUCCUCCUUAAUGUCUUUAAGAUGAUGUCAUUAAAUUGUUGUGCCUGAAAAUAUUUGGCAUGACUUUGAAUGAGUAAAGUAUUUAUGUUAAUCUGUGAUCAUUUAUUAGUCUUUAUAAACAUUAAUUGAUAACCAAGCAGGAAAAAGCUCCUUCCUAAAUUACUGAAUUGAAGGUAGAAUAACUUUGAGCCAGAUUUUCAGUCAUUUAUUUUUACAGACUUACUUGUCGAGCGAAAAUAGAAAAUUGUACGUGGCGUUGCAUCUUAAAUGAGAAGAUUUGCUCAAUUUUUUUAGCUUGAUUUUAUAGAGAAAAAAAUAUAUUUUGGGGCCCCAGAGUGCUGAAGCAGUUUGAAAGUUCCCACUGAGCACUAAACAUAUAGUAGAUAGCUGUUUUUCUCAGUCUUGGGCUAAUCAGUUAUAUAUGUAUAAAAAAAAUUGCAUAAUAGGAUCACCAAUCUAAUUAUUAUCAUUCUUUCAGCCAUAUUCUCCUCAUGUAUACCAAGUGACAGUUUGAAUCUGAGAUCUCUUGUGGUCACUUAUUGCUCAGAAGAGUAUGAACUAAAAAACCCUCAAAAAUUACAAUACUGAGGAUUUUGAAACUACAAAAUUUAACUCCUUUUUGCUUUCAAAUUCAUACAUAUUAGUCAAGUCAAUCCAAACCUUUAUCAAUAAAGUACUUUUAAAAACAGCUGAUGUCGACCAAAGUGCUGUUUGUAUUGUCAGCUGAUCAGUUGCUUUAUUCCUACCUAAUGUCUGAUUCACGUGGCGCUGUUGUUUGUUGGUUUUCUGUUACACUGAUUACUUAGAGAAAAAAAAAUGUCAACAUAAAACAAUAAGUCAAUUAUCCAUUUGUCUAGUUACUACAUAUAAUGGAAUAGGCAAUAAAGUUAAUUGAAUACAAAUUGGUCCGAGAGUAAUAAUUGAUUCUCUACAUUUCUACACUGACAGAAGAGUUAUAAUGUUUAUUUUAUGUUACUGUUUGUGUCCCUAUUUUAAUUGAAUGAAAAUGCCACAUCAUCUCACUGUGGGGCACAAGACACACGGCUUGAUGCUGUGAAAAACAUAAAUAAAUCUGCUUUCAUUUGUCUAAAUGACUGAACCAUUUGUGUCUCUAAUCAUCCUCCCGUUAAACUCCUAUUGUGAACAAUUUACUCUUUGCUGUAGUGCUCUUGUGAUUGAUCUCUCGCAGUGCUUUCUAAUGGUAGCUGUUGUUUUCAACAAAGCACAACAGAGAUAUCAGCAGCCUUGUAAUUGAUUCUGAUUGUUUGGCUGUGUUUUUCCUUUAACUGGAUGUCUUAAGUCUGUCUGCCUUUAUGUCUUAAUGUUUGCUUGUGAUGUGAUCCAAUUUAAAUGAGUCUGUUUUUCCUUUCCUGCUUUAGGUAUUGUUUGAUGAGUGUGAAGGGCUGCUACACAGACUUCCACAUUGAUUUUGGGGGGACGUCUGUUUGGUAUCAUGUAUUUAAGGGACAAAAAGUAAGUCCAUUUUCAUAUCUUUGAAUUUCAGAAGAAUGAUUAUGUCUUACAGUAUUGAUAGACUCAGAGUUAAGAUUUUACCUCGCGCUGAAUAACCUCUAAAAUCUUAAUCUAAACCCUCUUCAGGUGUUUUGGCUUGUGCCUCCAACCCCUCAUAACCUCGCCCUUUACGAGGACUGGGUCCUGUCAGGCAAACAGAGUGAUAUCUUUCUGGGAGAUCGAGCCGAUGGAUGCCAGAGAGUGGAGCUUAAGCAGGGCUACACCUUCUUCAUCCCAUCUGGUGUGUUGGCAUGGUUGUUUCAAAAUAGCCAGCGGGAAAAGAUUAGCUGAAGCUCCAGUGGGCACAAAUGCUAAGCUAUACCUGUGUUUUGAACGGUAUAUUCAGCUAUGUGCAUGAAUUUCUGACACCUCUUUAAAGUUAUUUCUUAUGUUUGCUUUUGUAUGUAGGGUGGAUUCAUGCAGUCUACACUCCAGAGGACACACUGGUGUUCGGAGGAAACAUCCUCCACAGCUUUAACAUUCCUAUGCAGCUUACUAUCCAUGAGAUAGAGAAUAGGACCAAGGUAGGAGUCCUACUGAAUUAUCAGAUGGGAAAUCUGAUCAAUGACUGCAUAUAAAUAUGAAUAUGUUGCAUCCGUAUUCUGCUGUUAUUAUAAAAUGAAGGCAAAAUAAGCUUUGAUGGGCUUUGACAUAUGACACAAUAAUGUGAUCUGGCUAAUGAAAAUUGUGGGAUUGAUGAUGCACUUCUUGUACUUAUGAAAAUACACAUUAACCUUAAAGAUGAAAUGUCAAUGGUUCCUCUGUCGAGUACAGUCCACAGAAAAAAAUAGAUUCCUAUGAUGAUUUAAAGCAGAAACACGUGUUCAAAUUUCAGUGUUGCUUUUUUGUUACAUUUUCUCUCGCUAUUCCUCUGCAACAUUUGUUAACAGGGCUGUCAGUCCUGACAUCAUAUCCUGUCUUUAUAACACUUUGAAACCUUUUUUAAGAAAUACUAACCUGAUAUGUAUUUUAGUUUUGUACAAGAAGUGUCCUGUCUGUGAACAUAGAAGGUGAGCUCUGUACUGAAGCCCGUCACUAGGGGGAGCUCUCAGUGUUUUGACUUCACUUUCAGUUGCAAAGCUUUUAGAUUCAACUCUAAACUUGUACUUCGGUUUACUUUAUGAUAUUUAAGACUAUUACUCUAAAUAAUCUCAAACUAUAGCUGAUAUUUUCACAAAAGAAAACUUUGAUCUCCUACUUGUAAGUAUGAUAGUUGUUUCAUAAGGGAGCUCAGUAGCUUCUGUUGGUGUGUUUUUAUAAAAUUGCGUCAAUUCUCCAGAUUAAAAAUCACAAUAUCUAGGAAACUAUCUGGUGGAGUUGUGGAGUGUGUGUUUUUAUUAGUGUGCAUUAAAUCAACAGAACACAACAUUUUGCCUAUAGCAGUAAGCUAUUUGUCUCGUCUCUGUGAUGAUGUUGCUGCUUGCCAGAAAAAUCUUAAAAACUGUUUAUUUUUAAGAAUGAACAAUUAAGUGAUGCAAGUAAAUAUAAUGUGUUUUUCAGGUUAAAAUUGAAGCUGGUUUUGUCUUUGAUUUUAGGUUCAUUCAAAGUUCCGUUUCCCUUUCUACUAUGAGAUAUGUUGGUACGUUCUGGAGAGAUACCUGCACUGCCUGACAAAACGCUCCUACCUAUCACAGGAGGUCCGUAAAGAGCCUGUAAUAAUGGGUGAGUUUGUUUUUUUAAUAUCUUCUGUGAGUCCCCGGAUACUCCUACUGUAGCUGUAAUUAUCUCUCUUAAGUUAUUAAAUCUCUUAUUAAGUGUAUUAAUGAAAAACCUUUCGGCUGUCAACAUACCGAGCUGUAUUCCAACAGGCUUUGCAGCCACAUUUAAGGCUCGUCAACCUUUGUCUAAAGCAGGACCUGCCUGAUUCCAUCUUUGAUUACUAUGGAAGAAAAGAUCAAGAGUGUGGACAAACUCAUUAAGUAAUUUGUUCUCACUGUUUUUCUAAUUUUAUCCCAUAGACAAUGAGACAAAGGCAAACACAGAGAGCCCCUUCUCUGAUUCCAGGAGCCAGGACCUGAAUGAGGACUCGUGUGAGAUUCAGGUCAGGGAUGAGCAGAGUGACAAACUAGAGAGAGCCACUCAGGGUGGCCCCUGUUCUCCUGACAACCGGAGGGGCCAACACCUUAAAGCUGUUCUCUCUGUGGACUCUGAGGACAGCUGUAAUCCCGGCUCCACCUCUAUAGAUUUCCCCCAAACCCCCUCUGACUCACCAGCUUCAGAAUCUUUAAACAAAUGGACGCAUUUGACCGAGUUUGAACUGAGUGGACUGAGGGCGCUGGUUGAGAAGCUGGAGUCACUUCCUGAAAACAAAAAAUGUAUUCCAGAUGGAAUAGAAAACCCGCAAGGUCUGCUGGAAGACAUGAAGGUAGAUGAAAAAAAAAAAAAACCUGAACACAGUAAACAGUUCAUACAGGUGUAAAGAAAAGUGAGAAACAGAGAAUUCAUUAUCCAUUUUUUUCUGUCAAGGCUUUAUUAAAAGAGCACGCUGAUGACGACCCCAGACUAGCGAUCACUGGAGUGCCUGUGGUGUCCUGGCCGAAGAAAACCUUAAAGGUAAGACUGUAACAGCUGCGGUGUUAGACAUUUUCCUGUCCUCUGUACUAUUGUCCUCGUCCUACAUGUACUUUAAACUGACUGACACACUUAAUUUUUAGCUGAUGAAGAAAUUUUGGAAUAAUUGUUUUUUAUUUAAUUGGUUUGAGUUGUAGUGAAAGCUCCUGUGAGAAACUUAAAGUUUGUGUUUACUUUUGGCACCCUCGUCUGGACCGAUUUCUUUGCUGCUCUGCAUGUGUGCAGACAUGUUUUUUGAAAGACAGAUCUAUAUUUCUUUUCUGUUAAUAACUGCAUUUUAAAAGUGCACUUCAUACCUUUUACCAUUCAUAUUAUCUUAGUUUAAACAUCUUUGGAGCCAAACAUGAUGUUGGAUAAAAGUCAAACACAAGUCUUUUAAAUUUAUCCAAGAAACUUGAGGAAAAAAAUCCCACUGUCUGUUUCAUUUGUUUAUGAAAGUAACAAAGUAUGUUUUCAUUAAAUAACACAUUGAUAAGUCUAGUUAAAGCUCCUGUGAGGUACUAUCUGUUUACGUGAACUCUCUCGCCCCCACCUUUUUUCCCUUACAUAUUAAAGUCGUCUUUUUAACGAGGAGUACCAUCCUGAAUCUCACCAAUAUUAAACUUCUUUUCUACGCGAUGAUACAGAUUGCAUUCAGGACCGUAAUCCAAACACAUUUUAUGUGCAGCUCUGUCUUUCUUUUCUCUGUUAUUACAAUUUGGAGUUUAGUAUCCCACAAGCUACUGUAAGGCUUGUAAUCAUGGGUGUAGUGGCUGCACUGAUGGUAAUGAAGAUGCACGGUCAUGAUGAAGGGAUAGCAAGAUUCUAGGUUAAAUGCUGUGAUGUAAUAAAACACCUUUUCAUGGAUUUUGGACCUGUAUACCGGUGACACCAGUAUACAAUAUAAAAGGUGCUUUUUUUAUACAAAAUAUUGCAGUAAUCAAUCUUGUCUUGUUUGCUUGUGUGGAUCAAAUAGUAGCAUGAGCAUCAAUGUCAGUUUGUUCUGAUAACCAGCUAAAACUUCUCAGUGGAGCUUUAAUUCUUUUAUUAUAUAUGAAACAUUAUUGUAUGAAAUUGAAGGUAAUUGAACACAUGAUUAGGGUUUAAAAAGACACAGUAUCCGUCCAGUAUCUGUGAAAAUAAUUUGUCCAGAUGUAAAGUUUGUAAUAAGUAGAGAAACCUUAACAGGAGCUGAAAUCUAUAGAUUUGCCGUAUAUGAAUGUAUGGAGGUAAUUUCUUUACAUUUAAGAGCCUCUGGAUCCCCCUUGCCGUCCCUCUAAAGGCCAGCUGCUAGUUUUUUGGGGGCCUCUUUGUGUUUGCCUUUUGUAAUGAGAUGCCAUCUGGCUCCACUGGCUGUGUAGAGCCUGCUUUCAUCUCCCUGUGAUGCUCAUCAUGAAUAUGACAACACUUUUUCUGCAUAUUUCCUCCUCAUUGGAUAAAAGCUGACCCCCCCUCCUUGUUUCAUAUUCUAAUCUGGAGCCGCCUCCCAUUGGCCCUGUGCCCCUCAAAACCCCUCCUCUUUUCCAGGGAGUAGAUCCAUAUUAAUGAGACAGGCUCGUCUGUGUUUCCUACAUCUGCUUGUGGUAUUGUGGAGCUGUAGAGUAGGAGGGAGGGCUGUAGGCUAGACAGCGGUAGCAGGAGUACAAGGAGGAGGAGGAGGAGGAGACUGCAGCCAUGUCAGUUUGCUGUGUGCUGGACGUUGUGUGAAAAACCAGCCAUGGCCAUGUCGCUGAGCGCUGAUGAUGAGGACUACGACUCAGACUCUGAGCAGGUUAGCACACCAAACCCCUGCAGGCAGAGCAAGGCCACCAGAGGAAUGCAUGUACCAGACAGAGCGGCGUGCAGCAUCACAGGGCAGUGAGGAAAUGGAGCUACCUGGAGAGAAAUGCAUUGAUUUAGUCUUCCUCUUUGCUUCUUAGUCUUUCUUAUGAUUUUGCUGUUUGUGUUUGUGAGCCUGUGCGUCUCUUAGGCAUGCUUGUGUGUUUUUGUCAGGUAAAACCAGCAAUGGGAGAAGACUGUGUUUAUAUAGCUCAGAGCCUAAGGGCUGCUAUUGGUUGUUUCAAAGCAGAGAGGCAGAGGUAUGGGAAUUCACGUAGAUGCAGAGGAUGAAUUUUUCAUGGCCUGAUUGUAAAAGCAUCGGAAAAAAUUAUAGAAGUCAAACAAAUAAGAUAUGUGUGCUAGUUGAAUGCUUUUGAGAAAAUGUCGCCAUUUUUAGAUCUUAUUUUCGAAGAUGUGACCUGCUUCCACAGCGCGGUUUGUGUUUUUGUGAAUUUAAAUAUUUCUCGGUCUUAACUCUGAACCACACCCCCCUUUAAAUUUAAUCUGUGGCUGCUUUUGAAUUUGAGUGCUUUUUAGCUGUUUUUGACAGAUAACAUAAGACACACAUAAAUCUGCUUCCUCCAGUCAAGCGAUUGUACACCAUGUCUAUCUCUUUGAUAUGUCAAUAUCAGGGAAAACAUUAAACUUUCUAAAUUGUGUUAUACAAAAUAUUUAGUUAUUAAGACUCUUUUUUUGCUGCGGCUUUCAAUUCAAAUGUUUAGAGAAAAACUCAGAAUCAGGUUGUGGAUGAAUUUUAAACUUCAAAACAUCUACUUGGAUAGUUUGUUAUUAAUAAUUGUAAAGCAUUAAAAGCUGUGGAUCAGCUGUGUUUUCACGCUGACCGGCUGUUUUCAAUUCUCAGCUGUGGUGGAACUAUUUUCUCCAGAGGGUUAAUUUGUGCGCAACACGUGUUUCACUUCUUUGUCACAUCAGGUCACCGAAUAACACGUACGACAGAAAUCUCGUGUCACUUUAAAAGCUUAACAGGAAAAUAAACCCCCCAAGAAAAUGUUAAACUGAAGUGAAAAGUUUGACUUAUGUGAAGAGAAAUCAUCAAUUUGGUCAAAUAUUUCCGAAUAUUCAUGAACAUGUGUUUGGUUUUUGUUAGUUUGGACCUCGGUUUGCUCUUUUCGUUGAUAAACAGCAGGACCUGUCAUUUUAUCCUCAGAACACACUGUCUUGAAUCUGUGUUUGAGGUGAUGUUAAGUGUAUCCAGAGUAAUUGAUUUUCAAUGUUCUCCACAGUAGCUGAAGAGGCUCCAAGGCUGUGUCAGUGAGCAUUAAGUGUCUGAUUCUCAUUAUGUUCCCUGGCUCUGUGGGCUUUGAAGAGCCAAGAAAUUACUGGUUGUUAUCUGUACUCUCUAUUUUUGACAGAGAGGAGAGGACACAUGUACAUACUAUAAGCUUUUAUGCAACUAUUACUAUUGAGGCUUGCAGGGCUGCUGAUUUACUCAGGGUUGUGGUCAACCUCUCCUGUCAUGUCUUAAGGAACUACUCACUUAGCAGACAGACUGGGGGGGUUAGAGGGGAUUUAAGGAGCAAUAUGGACAAAUAUCUUCAGUAUGUUUCCCUCCUAAACCUGCAGUUGAAGUGACAGGUGUGAUCAGAUGCUGAUUAAGGUUUAUGGAUGUAACUCUGACCACUUGUCUCAUGCAGAAGCUUAGUUUCAGGUGAUGGUGCUUUAAAAUGCAGAGAGAUAUUUUUCUUUUUCAGGGUUAUUUAGACUGAUUUUAGUGUUCUUGUGGAACAGACCCCCUGUCAAUAAUCCCCUGAAUACCCCCAGACCAGUUCAGUGCAGAUUGAAGAAUCCCCACCCCCCUAAUAUCUGACUCUAAUCCUGUCUGGUUAGCACAUAUCUGACUGCCUAUGUCAGUCUAUUUCAUGGCUAUUGUUGGAAUAAAUGACUGUAAUGUGCCAAAGAUUGAGCUUGCUUUCUUUUUCUAUCAGAGAGUCUCAUUACAGUUCUUAUUGGUUACAAGUCUGUGUGUCAUAGACUGUUCUGUUAGGGAAUGGGACGUGGCUGUUGCUAUGCUGACGCUAGGAAAAUCUGCACUGCCGAUGUAACUAAAGAAAUCUUCAUUUCUAAGAGCUGCAGUCUUGUGCACUCCUUGUUCUUUUGCAUCCUCACACACUGCCACACAUUUUCUCACAUGGCUCUCCUCGCAGCAUUUUGACACGGGGGGGCUUCAUCUGAAAAAUACAUUGUUGUGGUUCUCAUUUGGAGCCAGAGAGGAAGCAGAAUACAGUAUCACACAAGAAAAAAAAAAUGAGGAUGGAGAUCAAAGGCCUGCUUUUAUGAAAUGGAGCACAAUUGAUGUGAACUGUUAUGAAUUAGUCUGCACGCCUUCUUGUACAGAAUAAAGGGUGUGCUGGUGAUACAUGUGUGAAAUGCAGCCAUAAGUGCAGCUUCUCUUUGAAGGAAAAAAAAAAAACGCAGGCGAGUGGAGGGCUAAAUUUGGAAGAUGCCUUCAGGGACAUUCUUGAUGUGUUUGUUUUCUCCUGAAUCCUACUGCUUUAAUAGCCAUGAAAAAUAUGUGUAUGCACUCUGCACAUCGUGUUUUAAUCACAUUUUUCUUUAAGGAAAGGGAUUAUACUAAUACACGUUUUUUCUUUUUUUUCUCAUAAUAAUAAUAAUACUGUGUGUGAGUUAACACAGAGCAAAGAGAAAAUAAGCAGAACUGCCCACGUCCACCAUAACACUGACCCAUGUUAGGUUCAAUAGCAUGCUUUCGAAUUACAUAAUAUGAAUAUAAGGGUUCAUUAUCCCGUCAUAACACCAUCAUUUAAUGUAAUGUAAUAUAAUUAUGAAUACAGAACUGCUGGUUAUGUAUUAAGAAGCUUGACUUAAAGAUAUUAUCACUAUUAAGACUCAGCUGACUCACGCGUUAUCUAAUAAGACACUGUACAUACCUAAAGUUCUACGCUAGUGUUAUAAUAAAAUGUGCUUGUACUUGUAAUAUCCUACUUUGCUAUAUUGUACUGCCAACACAGUGAUUUUUGCAGCAUAUAUUAAAAAGAACACUUAACCAGAUAUCUAAUCUUUUAAUGCCUGUUUGUGAAAUAUUUGACUCAAUCAAAUAUCCUCUUAAUCCUUUUAGCCCAGGCCCCCCAACCGGCCGAAACCUAAGAUGGCAGCGUCUCCUGCAUCAGCAGUCAAGCUGUCAGCCAGUCGGGGAACAUCUGGUGCCAGGAGGAGAAGGACGCGUUGCCGGAAGUGUGAGGCCUGCCUGCGGACCGAGUGUGGAGAGUGCCACUUCUGCAAAGACAUGAAGAAGUUCGGUGGACCGGGCCGCAUGAAACAGUCCUGCAUCAUGAGGCAGUGCAUUGCAGUGAGUAUAUAGUAAAUACUGAAUUUUUAAUGUGAUGUACAAACAGAGUAAGAACAUCUGCGCUACAUUUGGGGCAUAAGCAGGCACAUUUGUUUUAUUGUCAAGGGUUUGAUUAGAUUAAAGAUCAGAAUCAGUUUUAUGCCUGCAUGUGAAACAGGAGGCUAAGGUCAGUGGGCGGUUGGUCUAGCUUAAGACUGAAAUCAGAGGGGCACAGCAAGCCAAAGGUGGGAAAAAAUCCACCCACCAGCACCUCUUGCUCUUUAAAGAACAUCUGGUUUGUUUGAGCUACACAAGAACAUUUUAAAGUUUUGCACGAGCAGUUGAUUUUCUCCAGCUGUGAAUUAUUCCAUCUUCCACUUUGCAUAUUUUCACUUUACGCAGAAGAUGACUUUCUGUUUGAUUUUGUUUGUUUGUUUGUUUCUUCAUUCACAUAAUCUUCCAAGUCAAGCCUAAGAUCAUUUUCUGACCCCUCUCUAUCGUGUCCCUUUCUGUUUCACCCUUAAACGGGCUGAAAUGAUCUUUGACAUACUCCAUCCAUCCAUCCAUUUCCUACACUGCUUAUCCGUUUCGGGGUCACGGGUGGGCCGGAGCCAAUUCCAGCUGGGUACACCCUGAAUCGGUCGCCGGUCGGUUGCAGGGCCACAUAGAGAGACAAACAACCAGUCACGCUUACACUCAUACCUAAGGACAAUUUAGAGUCGCCAGUUAACCCAAUGAGCAUGUUUUUGGUCUGUGGGAGGAAGCUGGAGUGCCGGAGAGAACCACACAUGCAUGGGAAGAACAUGCAAAUUUCACACAGCAAGGCCCUGCCCGAGCCGGGGAUCAAACCGGUGACCUUUUUUCUGUGAGGCCACUUUGACAUACUCUUAACUUAAAACUAUUAGUUGUGAUCUGACAUAGUGCUGGACGAUAAUUCGAUAACAAUAUAUAUCGAUCGAUAGACGUGUGGAGCGAUAGAAAAAAAACGGGUCGAUAAAAAGUUCGAUAGAAAAACACAGUUUCCCUUUCUUUUUCAUCAUAGCCUAUCAUGUAGCUUUUACUACAGUCAUUACUUCCUCCCAACCAAUCACAAACGCAGACCCAGGUACGCUACGGCACCAAGCCCAGCCCCUAUCAAACCACAACAGACAGCACGUGUAUUAGAAAUAAUGUAACAGCAAGGAGAAGCGGAGGAAAUUGUCCCGAAAAAAGGUUUCAGUAGUUCACCAACAUGGCAAUGUUUUGGUUUUUAGAAGUCUGACAAAAAGCAAACAGCGGUCGUUUGCAAAAUUUGCAGAGAAUUAGUAAAAACCAAGUCCGGUAACACAACCAACUUGUUUUACCAUCUAAACCGGUCGCACCCGCAGGAGUACGAGCUGUGUCGGCCGCGCCGCGGCUCCACGUCGUCGUCGGAGGAAUCCUCUGGAACCGCUGUUAGCACCAGCACAAAGCAAGUGAAGCAGACCAAACUGGACUUCGUUUCUUGCCAAAAUACGACAAAGCGUCCAAGCGGCAUAAGGACAUCACCCAUGCAGUAACAUGCUCCAUAGCGAGGGACAUACUGCCAAUAACUACCGUUGAAAAGCCUGGCUUCGACCAGCUUCUAGCCACUCUCGACCCGCGAUAUGAAGUGCCCGGCCGCAAGUAUUUCUCAAACACAGCGCUUCAGGCAUGAAAAUGGGUCAGGGGUUGAAAAGGUGAGAAGGGUGCGGAGGAAAUACGCUCCGGUGUAGCUUCUUAAAGUGGAAGAAAAUGAGCUCAUAUUUUACAAAGACGCGAGUAUUUGGAUCAUGGCUACUAGCAGGGGGGGCAUUCGGCAGGGGUGCAUUCUACGACACAACACCGGCGUGGAUAAGUCCUGCUUCUCGUGCUUAGUUUGUUUAAUAAGUCAAUCACAUGAUAAUUAAAAAAAAUAAAUCUCCCGACCCCAGGAGAAAUAUUUCAGUGUUCAGACACCAGGCUGUGGGCAGUUUCCCACACAGUUAAAACUGGUAGUAUGCUAUUCCCACCUAAAGCUAUUCUGUUUAUUUAUAUAUUUGUUUGUUUUGUUUAUUUUCAUCAAAAGACUAUUUAAAUAUUUAUUUAUCAGAUUUUCUGGUCACUUUAGUCUUUAUGUUUGUCAGUAUUUACUGACGUCACUCAGGCCACUUAAGUUGAUUUAUUUUUUUUUUAAGUUCUUUUUAAAAAAAACUUUCAGUUGUGGUAAAAAAAAAAAGGUGGUUGAAUAAAGGUUUGAAUUUGAAUUCAGUGCUUGUGUGUUCUUUAUUAAAAGUAGGUCAUUAAGCAAUAGCAUAAAACAUCCAGGGCUGCAAUUAAAAUAUAUGUUAAAUAAUUAUAAUAAUUAUAUCGAUAAUUAUCGAUAUCGAUCAAUAUGAUUUAUUUUUUAUCGAUAUGCUUUUUUUCUAUAUCGUCCAGGCCUAAUCUGACAGAGAGUUGACAUGUCUGGGUGUUCGAUACAGCAGAUAUCAAUAUCUAGGUUAAGACAUCCUCUUCCAGGAGCUGUAUUUUGUUUACAUUUUCAUUAAUAACUAUGAUCCCAAGUGUGAAGUUAGAGAGAAGAGAAGGCAUCUACAACUUAAUUUCUGCGUUCAAGUUCUGACGUGUUUGCAAAGAUUAUUUCAAAGCUAAGAGAAGAAAACAGAACACUUACGAUGCUCAAAUCUUCUCCCUCGCCUACAGAUUCUGCAUUUAGAUGCAGAUGCCUGUUUAUAAAAACUCAACAAGGACUAAAUGCACUUGACAGCCUGCUAAAAAUAGUUUCAGUAAUGCUGUCUGUGUGUUGAUAGCUAUAGAAGACAUUGGCUGACCACUGUGCACAGAUUAACAAUUCUUUCCUUGCAAGAAAAAAAGGUUAAUUUUUUUUUUUUUUUAAUUAACAAACCACAAACAUCCUCAAUGACUCAUUCAGUUCAUCUUGUGCCCCGUGAAAUGCUGCUCUUCUUAUGGCGCUCUUAUAAAACAGUCCGACUUAACAGGUUUCAUAUUGUGCUCACCGUUUUUAUUAAAAAUACAAAAACAUUUCGACACCCUUCUGAGCAGUCAUAUUUUCAUUUUGUUCCAGGACUAAGUUUCUCACAGCAGCGCUCAAGAGUCGACUCUGUUUGUCCUUAAGCGCACUAAUGGAUCCUUCACUACAUCAAUAAGAUUCAGCCUUCUCUACAAGUUUGUUUUCAUAGCACUGUUUACUAUACAAUGGCUACACAGAACAUAGAAAUCAAUGUACACUUACAGUAUGAUUCACCAUAAACUGAGCUUGAAUGUUUCAGCACCAUGGACAGAGACACGUAAAAGACUUUGAAAAGUCCCGUUUGGUUAAAAAGGUUCCUAUAUGACCGCGAGUCUUUCAGUGUCAGCCAUGAUGAGAGAAGAAGGUGAAGGAGCUCCUUUAUUAUCUGCUUAAGCUCAGGAUACACUUGACCAUCCUUUACGAAAGGAGUGGACCUAUUUUUCUUUGCAUCAACUACAUUCAAAGCUACACCCCUCUCUCAUGCUGACAACAACAGAUUAGCAUGACAGCAGGUGAUUUGAAGCUACAUCAGCAGAUUAAACAACUAUUUUUAUUGAAGCAAACAUGAUUUGUAGUCCAUACAACAAAACUGGAUUCAUUUCACUGCAUUAAAACAGUAAAAUAAGGGUUAGAAUAUAUAUAUUUUUAUGGCUUGAUGAGGUUCACAGUGAGAAAUAGGCUUUGAGACCUUACAGAUGUUUUCUCAGCAGCUGGAGGCUGUCUCUUCCUGAGCGGACGUUUAGCCUCAUUAGCGCUGAUUGAUGUCACACUUGUUUCCACGGUCUACAGUAUGUCUCUGCAUGAAUCAACGCUGUGCUAACCGCAGUUUAUUUGUAGUAAAUUGUAGUUGUAACAGAUUCUUGUGAAAUCAGUAACAAAUGCUGCUUCUCUUUUCGUAACUCUAAUAUACACUUUAGUUUAAUCCUGUGAUGUUUAGAGAAUAGGAGGGAAAGGACUCCGAGAGUAAUUUGGUAAAGAUGUCUGGAUGUACCCUUGGUUUUACUUUUUCUGUGUGAGAGAGUGAAAGAGAACCACAAUCUUUUCCAUUUUCUCACACAUGAGAUAUUUUGCUAUUUAGCUGCUGUGCCCCAAUUUGAAGAUAUGGCUGCGUGCUUUGAUCGCAGGGCUGUGCCAUGUAUUUAACUCAGCGGGGAUGAUCUACUACAAAUCAAAUUAAAGUUUCACUUUGAAUUGUUGAGUGUGUUGACUCAACGUUGAGUGGAUUAAAAAAGUCCUGAUUUGCUCAUAUUAUCAAGUCCUUCUGUUUUUUUUCUCUGCAGCCCGUCCUGCCCCACACAGCGGUGUGCCUGGUCUGUGGAGAAGCAGGGAAAGAGGACACGGUGGAGGAUGAGGAGGAGAAGUUCAACCUGAUGCUCAUGGAGUGCUCCAUCUGCAAUGAGAUUGUCCAUCCACACUGUCUGAAGGUAACAAAUACUCCAAAAUCAAUGUGUGAAAGGCGACACCAUAACUCACUCUCACUCUGUGUUUCAUUGUUGUUUUGUGCUUUAACAGUCCUUGGACAUGAUUUAACAAAUCCUCACAAAAAGGUGUAUUUCUGUCUAAUUUGUGGCUGCGAUGUAAGCAUAUUCAGCAUCUGAUAAACCUUUACAGCAGCUUAUUACACCAUUAGCUUUUGGACUCGGCUUGAUCCUAAACUUGAGACAUUCAGUCAGUGAAGGAGAGACCAGUUUGUAAGUGGGCGUUAUGGGACAUCACAGCCAGGCAGAGGAAAAGGUGGAGCUGUUGAUGGUGUUGAUAAAGGUGUUUACUAAGAAUAAAGCAGCAUAAUGCACAGUAAACAGCUGAAAAAAAAUGUGUUUUUGCAGCUUGUAGCAGUUUUACAGUUCAUAGGUGUUGAAGUUGUAUUCAAGUUUGAUCUACACAAACAACAACAUCUGUUAACCAUCACUUGGUGAUCAGACUGGAUAAUUCAUAAAGAAUGCCUUGACUUUAUACAUGUAUAUAUAUUUAUUUUUUUAUACUGUAUUUUUAUAGAAACACUCAACUGAACAUGUUGAAGCAAACAAUUGGUCACCUAUACAUUCAUACUGUUGUUGUUAUCACUAAUAGAAAUACAUGUCAGAUACAUCAGGUUGUGAGUUCACAAACACAAUCCAUUUUUCCCACUAUUGCAGAAGUUUAUCCACUUAGUGAGAAGGUCAUUCUCUUCAUAUUCUGUACAGUAUUCACUAUAUCUGUCCAGUCGCCAGUAGAAUCUUUAACAAAUACCUGUCUUGCACCGAUAAGCAAGCUACAAUCUUUCCCAAAUAGAUUGCUGUAAAGGAGCAGUCAACUUCAACACCGAAAGCCCUCUGUAUUGCCUGUGUCACCCCCUGCCAAUAUGACUGAAUGACUGGACAUCCCCAAAAUACAUGAAAAUGACCUGCCAGCUGUUCCUCCGGCAUAGACCCCCUUCCAUAUCCCCCAUCUUGAUUUUAUGUUUUUCUGAUGUUCUCUUAUAUUUUAGCUAAAAUGUCUUCUCCUAUCAUCGUGUGAUGUUUCCUAUAAAUGCAUUUGCAAUAAAAAGAUAAAUAUUGGGUCAGAAUUCAGCAAAAUUUACCCCUUUGAAAAAGCUUUGAAGCCUCAGUAAAUCUGGACCUCGUGUGAUGUUUGUGUUCAGGUGAAAGAUUCAAACGGAGUCGUCAACGAUGAGCUGCCAAACUGCUGGGAGUGUCCAAAGUGCAACCACGCUGGGAAAACAGGGAAAGUAAGCAUCUGUAGGACUUCAUUGUGUGUGUGUCUGAAUCAUCGCAUGAUUGAAACUGUCCACUUUGUCUCUGAAGUUCAGGAUAAGAGCAAUAAAGUUCUGUUCUUUUUCUUUAACCUUUUGGCCUCAAAGCAAAAAAGAGGGCCAGGGUUCAAGUACGCAUCAAACCUCCCCGGCUCUUUAUUGAAAGAACCGCGGCUGAACCGGGACCCAAAAGAGGAACCGGAUCCACCAAUGUUAGCUACAGCGACUGUUACAGCUCUGACUCCCUCGUCUGCUGUGAAGAGAAAGGCAGAGCGGGAAGAAUGCCCGAAGAGGAAAGAGGACGAGCCUCCAAAGAAACGACCCCCUCUGCUGUCUCUGGAUGGUACGCCCCGACCUCGGCUGGAGGACAACCCACUGAGGAAAAAGAGGAAACUUUUCGACACCAGUGAUGAACCUGUUAUUGUAAAAAAGAAGGUAUGAGCACUAUCUAUUGGUAAGAGAUGAUCAUAUAUGCUGAUAAAGUAGAGGCAUAACAACUCUUUUAUGUAUGAACUUGAUGGUUUGGACGGUUAACUUGAUAAUCUUGAGCUAUUCAAAAUAACUGGUUUAGUAAAGUUGCAUUUUUGUGAGAAAACAAAAGGCCAAGACAACUUGACCCGCUCUACUUGUGAAGCCUGUUAAUUCCCUCAAGGGUUUAUUCAACCACACCAGGAAAUGGUCAAACUGAAUAAUUUGACGGCUUUGAAAUAAAUGAUUGUUUUUAUUUUGUUUUUCGUAGAAGAAGCUUCCAAAACCAGAGGAUCCUUUGACCCCAAAGCUGUUGCGACAAAUCAAGACAGAGAAUGAUCACGUUGAGGACGAUGAUGACCAGGAUGAUGAGGAUGGAUUUUCUUUGGACAGGAUUCGUUUUAAGCCGAAACAUGAGCGAGAUGACGAGGACCCAGAAGAAGAUGAGGACAGAGAGGAGAAAGAGAUAGUAAAGAGGGAAAGAGACAGUAGUGUCGAGGAGAAAACGAAGUUCCUGUUAAAUCCUCUGCUGAGAACAACAGGCGGUAGAGAAAGUGAUUUGUCCACCAGAGCCGGACCAAGUGGUGAAGCAGUAGACGCUCCAGAGAAGAGCUCAGCUCAGCAAAAGAACCGCCAUCAGCGCCGCCACCUCUCCAACAAAGAGCUGAGCAAAGAGGUCAAGCAGGAGAUUCCUAAAAGAGAGGACUGUCUGUCCAACCAGAAAAGCGUCUUAGUGAAGACAGAGGACAGCACGGCCAAUCACAAUCGACGACCGCUGAAGAGCGAGGACUCUGUGACCAAUCAGAACCGUAAACCACUGAAAACAGAGGACUCGGGCACCAAUCAGAGCCGAAGGACCAUUAAAACUGAGGAAGGCUUGUCCAAUCAAAACAGACGGCCGCUGAAAACUGAAGACAGUCUGGCCAAUCAGAACCACAGACCGGUAAAAGUGGAGCCCGAGAAUGAUGUCGACGACCAAAAGCCGAGAUGGCCUCUCAACAAUGGCAGUGGCGAUCUUGGCGACUGGCUGAGACACAGAGGGAGGGAGGUGACUGAGACUCAGCGUGGUUACUCACCCCUCAGCUGGAACAGAAACCCACCCAUCACACCAAUUUGUCCCCGCCCACUUCCCUGCCGCUCACCGCCAAAAUGCAUCCAAAUGGAACGUCACGUGAUCCGUCCGCCUCCCAUCAGCCCCCCGCCUGACAGACUACCUCUGAAUGACGGCGAGGCACAUUUGAUGCGAAGAGAGAUGUGGAUGAAGGUGUUCGGUCACCUGACGCACAGAGAUCUGUGUGUGUGCAUGCGUGUGUGUAGGACGUGGAACAGAUGGUGAGUACAGGAUGCACCACAGAGCUGAAAAGACACCGUCCACACUUCAAACCGGUCUGUUCAUGCCUGCUGCGUGUCUCACCAGGUGCUGCGACAAGAGGCUCUGGAAGCAGAUCAAUCUGAACCGCUGUAAAUCCAUCACUCCUCUCAUGCUGAGUGGAAUCAUCCGGAGACAGCCGGCAGCUCUGGACCUUAGCUGGACCAACAUCUCCAAGAAACAGCUCAGCUGGCUUAUUAACAGACUACCAGGUAAAUGUCUUUAAUCUCACUGCAGAAUCAUUUCAAUUAGUCCUCGGAGGAAGAAUAAAUAAACACAACAGAAGUAACAAAACUGGAAUAAAUUAACUAAGACAGAAGGGAAAAGACACAAAGUUUAAAUCUCAUUUUUUUAAAUGAUGGUUUACUAUAUGAUAUAGGAAACAAUAUGAUAUGAUGGGAUAAAAUAAGACAGAAAAUGAUACAAAGCAAUAAGAUAAGAAACAACAAGAAAGGAUUUAAUGCAAUAAGAUAUGAUACGAUGGGAUACAAUGUUAUAUAACAUGAAACAAUGGUGUGGCUCAACAAAAUACAGUACAAUAAAAUGAUCAAGUACGAUACAGUACGAUGCGAUGCGGUAUAAUUUGUUAUGAUAGGAUACAGUUUGUUUUGUUUUGAUACGAUGCGAUACGAUUUGUUACGAUACAAUAUGACGUGAUAUGAUACUGCUGAUGCAGUACUACAUUUUAUGGUCUCCCGAUGAGUAUUUGUUUUGGACUUAUGAUGUGACGCGAUAUGAUUUGUUACAAUACCAUACGAUUCCUCAUGAUAUGAUAUGAUACGUUCGGAUUUGAUACAAUACAAUACGAUUAGUUAUGACAUAAUACGAUACACUAUAAUGCAAUACUGCUGGUACAACACUACAUUUUAUAGUCACCCGGUGGAAAUUUGUUUUGGACUCAAGAGUUGCAUGUAUUCAUUAAUCUCUACAGUUUUAUAAAAUGAUACACCUUUUAUUAUUAUUAUUAUUAUUAUUAUUAUUAUUUUUAAAUUAUUAUUAUUAUUAUUAUUAUUAUUAUAUUUCUAACAUUUAUAUUUUAUAUAAACACAGUAUAUAUAAAAACAGUAAAACAAAUAUUAUGUAAGUGGAGAAGCACAAAUUAAAAGCCACAAUGUGUGUUACACUUUACCUGUAUUUUACAUGUCUUACAUUCGCUCAGUUUAUAGGUAGCUCUGGUAAUUUCAUGACAACUUCUACUUCUAGCCCUCCCGUUUUAACAGAAACAUUCACACUUUUUACUUCUUACUUCUUCUUUACUGUAGCGUUAAUGCAUUUUGGAGUUGUGUUUUGUGUUCCACUUUCCUCACAUUAAGUCCUGUUACACAGGCGAUUCCCUCGAGUGUCCGUCAGCUCUCUAUCUCAUGCAGCAUGACCUUAACAACCAAGAUGAUGAUUCCAGACAAAACAAGUGAGAGAGGUUUGAUCGGCUGCAGACAAAAGGCUUCUAGCAAGUGUGCUGUGUUUGACUAACAGCAAGAAAUUAUCGCCUCAUAACUUAAAGUGAACCAGCCAGCAUUUGUAACAGUGUUGGAGUCGACUCAGAUCUGCACAUUGAAGCAAAACUAAGCUCAUCGUUCUUGUGGUCGUGAAAACAAGUACUUUGCAAGUUAUUUGCAGCAGUAAAAAGUAGGUCUUCGAUUAAAUAAAGAACAUAUUUUACCCAAUGCUGUAAAAUCAAGUGCAGUUCAAGUCAUUUAAUGAAUCUCUUUUAUCAACAUAUUUGCUUGACAAUGACUCCAAAUCUGCAUAAACUCAAGGCAGUUGGCUAAGGCAGUUUCAGGUAUUGAUAAAAGUGUGUUUAUCCAGCAUGUUGUUUUCACUCCCAUAUGUUUCCAUAUUGCUCAUCCAUCUGGAUAAUUGUGUCCCCAGAGGUUUGCAGAUUUAGAUGCUUUACUUUUGAAGCUUUUCUUUGUUCCUUCUAAACGUCUCUGCUUGAUCAUUCGGCUAAUUAGAUUCUGCUUUGGUUUAUUUUGUAACCUCAGAUUAACUCAAACUCUGUAGACGGAAAAAGGGAAAAAAUAGGGCACAUUAAAACUGAGUCUGGAGUAGGUUUAGCUUCUGUGUUGGUGCUUGUGGCUGCACAGAAAACAAACCUUUUCAAGAUUUACAGAUGAUCAAGUGUAUCGUAGCAUCAUGCAAACUCAUGAGGACCAGCGUGUGAUCGUUAUUUUUUUUUUUACUGCAGGUUUGCGGGUGCUGCUGCUGUCGGGAUGCUCCUGGGUGGCUGUCUCUGCUCUUUGCACGUCCAGCUGUCCGCUCUUGAGAACUCUGGAUGUUCAGUGGGUGGAGGGGCUGAAAGAUGCUCAGAUGAGGGACCUACUGUCACCUCCUACAGAUAACAGACCAGGUACUCAACGUUUUACUCAACGCUUUGUGGUCCCUCACCUCUUUCGUUGUUAAUUUAAAGAAAAAUGUAAAUGUCUCAUGUUGAAAACUUAAUGUAAAUAUUUAAAGAAGAGGUCUAAAAAAUAAAGGCUGACUCUUAAAAACACGGUUACGUUAUAUCUUAAUGUUAUCGUGACAUAGAGGGGCACAAAUAGUGCAUUCAUUUGGGACUAUUUUCAGACAAGGAUUAAUACUCAGUUAGGCCUCUAGUGGUUGUUUCCAGCCGUAAGAGUGUGAACGUGGGAUUAACUCAAAAUAAACUACAGACCCAUUUUUACCCUAAUGGAUUAAGGAACAUCAAUGCAGCAGUGCGGCUCAUCAAAGACUUUUUAAUCAUUUUUUAACAACAGUGGAGCUCUGCGGCGCUGAGGUAUAAGCUGUGUGAGGCUUUGAGACCGAUUAAACUUGUUAGAGGAGUCCUUUAUAUUAAUCUUUAUUGAAUUCAUGGGAAAAAUUAAACACAAGAAGAACCUAAAAUAUCACAAGACCCAUCUUUAGGCAUCAUACACGGUAAAAUAACUAAAAAACAGGACCAUGAAACUAAAUUAAUUCGUAUGCUCAGACAUUAUUAGCCGCGCAUGUUUUCUUCUCCACACCUCUGAUAAUCCUGUUUCUGUCUCUCUGUAGGUCAGUUGGACAACAGGAGUAAACUACGAAACGUGGAGGACCUGCGUCUGGCAGGUUUGGACAUUACAGACACGUCUUUGCGUCUCAUUAUUCGCUACAUGCCAUUGUUGUCCAAACUGGACCUCAGCUACUGCAACCACGUCACCGACCAAUCCGUCAACAUCCUCACCGCAGCGGGGACGACCACCAGAGACUCGCUCACGGACAUCAACCUGUCAGGUAUGAGGAAGCCUGUAUUUGCACACUGCAACCCAAAAAGCUGUAAUAUUGGCUUCCCUGUCUAUUAUUACAUAUAUAAUAAUAAUAAUGAUAAUAAUAAUAAUAAUAACAGAAAGUAAACAGAAGUUUACAAAGUGCUUUGACAAACAGUCGUAAAGCACAGAACAUCAGCACAUGGAAAUAAAAACAAAAGCUCAGUUAAAAAUAAGCCCUCUGAAUUGAAGGCCAGUUUCAUUUGUCAUUAGGAACCCAGACAAUACAAGAACCCUACAACAUAAAAUGAGAUCAUGAGGACCAAAAUAAAAACAUAAAAAGGUAAGAAAAAGAAAUGUCAUAAAAAAAGGAGGGUAGAAAGCAGGAAACCGGAUAGUAAAUAUAAAAAGACGAUAUUAAUAAUGAUAAUAAAAUCAUAGUAAAAUAAUAAUGACGGCAAUAUUCAUGAUUAAAUGGAAUAACAAAAAUGAGCAGGAAAAUCAAUAAAAGGCCUAAAAGGUUAAAUAGGAAAAGAUAAUAAGUAAAACAGGCCAAAAAGACAGUAAGUCGAAAUAAGAUAGAGGUAAAAGAGAUAAAUGAAAAAAGAGAAAAGACAGCAUCACAUAAACAAGUCUGUAAAAGUUAGUUUUUAAAUUGGACUUAGAAGAAGCGACUGUCUCUGCACGCCGUAUCUCCUCUGGCAGGUCGUUCCAAAGUCGAGGAGCUCUGAUGGAGAAAGAUCUAUCACCUUUAGUUUUCAGCCUCGACUUUGGAACGACCAGGAGGCCUUCGCCAGAGGAUCUGAGGCUGCGAGUUGGUUCAUAAGGUGUUAAAAGCUCUGAAAUGUAGCUUGAAGCAAGUCCUUCGAGCGCUUUCAGUAGUAAUCUACACAUUUACAUGACAAAGGUGAAAGGGGCACGACUUGUCAACAUCCACAUACACACACUCAGACAUGCAUGUACAGCGGUGUCCUGCCCUGCCAGCUCUGACACAACACAUUACCAUCUUCUUUAUUGGGCCUCUGUUACCCUCUCUGUGAAGCAGAGUGACUCCUGAGCAGGUGUGAUAGGGGCAUAAAUAUCACACCUUGAUAUGGCAGUAUGUAAGCACCUUAUGUCAUCUGGAAGUCCAUGUUCAUUUGACCUGCUCCUUCUUUAGGCUGAAUAAGAAAUUUACAAGGUACGGGAAUUGAUCCCUGAGGAUUCCCACUCAACAUCUGAAUCUACAGAUGAAUUAAGGUGAUUUUCUUUAAUUGAAGGAAAGUCCUGACUCUUGCUGAUUACUACACUCUCCUAAAACUAUAACAUAACAUACGGAUAACACCUUCUAAAGUCGAUUUCUUUCAGACGGGGACUGUUUACUCAAUUUCGGAGCAUCACGAGGCUGCAGUCAAACAGAUAAAACUCACAAAAGAUGGAACUCCUCUUGUAACUGAAUUUCCCAGACUGCAUCACCUACAUUUUACUAAGACAGCCUUUUUAUUUCACCCAACUAAAGCAAUCCAUCAAAACUAUCUUGAGAUAAAUCUGAGCUUCCUGAGCGCUUUAAUGGUUAUUUUUAUUGAAUAGUUUUUAGAGAAGCUCCUGGUGUUAUUUCUUGUUGCGCUGUCGGAGGCGUGACAAUCAAAUAAAGAUUGUAAAAAUCAUUUUUUAUCAGAUUCCGUGCCAUUUGUUGCAGAGUGCACCAAUGCUUAAAAUAAUCAGAUCUUACACUCGUCAUCCCUCUGGAAAACCAUUAAAACCCUAAAGCGAUGAAUCAUAAGGCCAUUGUGGAAACAGCUAUAAGGCAAAUGCAUUUUCUGUUGGGGGGAACUUCCUUGUCAUUAUCCUGCUGCACCUCUCACCAUCAUGUUGUUAUGCCCCAGAGUGUCCUGAAAGGCUGAUUAUUCUAACCCUGUGUGUAACAGCAUAUGUCUGAUCCGGUGACCUGUUAGGCUUCAUUUGCUUUUCCUCUCUCUGCAGUCUGUAACAGGGUCACAGACCAGUCGCUGACCUAUUUCAAGCGCUGCGGGAGCAUUUGUCACAUCGACCUACGGUACUGCAAGCAGGUGACCAAGGAAGGCUGCGACCAGUUCAUCGCAGAAAUGUCCGUCAGUGUGCAGUUUGAGCUCAUCGAGGAGAAACUGCUGCAGAAGAUCAGCUAAGAUGAGGAACACAACCACACGUGGUGAAGACACUGUCCACACGGAGGCAGCAGAUGACUGAGGACUGUGUUUCAUGGACGUCUGCAAACUACUAAAUAGACACAAUGACGGUGUCGGUGUCUGUGAGACUGGUGUUCCUGUUUCUGUAAAUGGAAGCUGAGCUGCUCAGCCAGAAUGUAAAAACAGAAAUCUUGUCCUGUGAAGGCAAAAAUGCAAAAAUGAUUUUGUUGUCGUUUGCACUUGUUUCUAAGUUAUUUAUUUCUUUAUAUUGAUUGUAUUGUAUCAUGUUUAUCUUUUGGUGUUGAUAGAUUAUUUUUUCGUUCAAUGCAAAGUUUAUUGCAUUAUAGAGUAAUAUUUUUGUAUCAGAAAGUGUUUCAUACAUUUAAGUGCAGUAUUGAUUGCACCAUUUACCAUUGAAAUUGAUAAUCAAUCGGCAUUACUGUUAAGCUCUUUAUUGUCAAGAGGCAAAGGUCUAUUGAUUUGUUGCCAAACUGUAGGAUGUAGCUUGUGUUUGUGCGAGUGUUUUUAUAUUUUUUAUCAUGUUUCUGACAUUUUUAUUUCCAAAUCCUGACUUCAUGUUCUUUUUGGUGAGAUAUGUCCAAGAGAAGUUAUUUGCACUGACACAGAAAUCACGAAUACAUGAAUGUAUUCACACGUACACUACACACUAUACGGUGUAUAAAGCUUAUUUUUUCAACACUAAGAUGUUCAGCUUAUUCUACUAACAGCUUCUAGUUAACCAGGUUGUAAUUAAACAAAGUCACCAGCCUGCAUCAGCUUUGAGCAGUAAUGGUGCUUUGUGACAGCAAGCGUUCCAGCUCUGCAUGCUGCAAAGAAGUUCACGCCACAAACACUAGGUUUAGUGACUGUUAAACAAUAUGCCAUCUGUUUAUUCCUGUCUUUAGCUUGUGUGUCCACAUGAAAAUUAGUUUAAGAGUUUAAUCUGGCCAAAAAUAAAGAAAUGACAAAGUCAGAGUUUCUGAAUUCAGGAGGGAAAAGGAAAGUUUUAGACCUUUAGACGGGGUCUGUAGGGUGCAAAAAAAAACCUCAUGAUCUCAAAAUGUAUUCUUUUAUUUUAAAAACAUAUCCAACCAGUGUGAGUAUAUCAGUCAUUUAUCUGCGCCAAUCUUGACUAAUAACCCCAAAGCUUAAAUCAUAACAGUAGAUCUGCAGAGUGUUUCAGUACAGUAUAAGCAGGAUCUUUUAUUGUUUAUACCGUGCUAUUAGAAGAUGAAAAACACACCUUUCCUGAGAGAUUUGUGCAUAUAUAGAAUUUAUAAAAUAAUUUUCUUUUAAUUUCUUUUUUUUGUUAGCAGUUCUACUGAAAGAUGUUUAUUCUACACUGGCUGUUUUAGUUAAAGCUCCUGUGAGGACUUUUUUAACCGCUCAUAAAACUGACUGACAUUAACAGUGAUGCCUCUUUAUGGCUGUCAAAAGCAAAUAAGAGAACCAGCUAAAAGAUUUGCUAUGCAUAGAGUGUAACUCUUCAUGCCUGUAACUGCUGCACAGGGGUAGGUGUCAGAGGAGAAGAUUAACAUUUUUUUUACAGCAAAUUUUCACAGUGAACGAGUGCGACAUUUGACUGUUGAAACUCUGAUCAGUCUGAAAACACAACCUACAUAUGCACAUAGGAACAAGACUGGUAAAGAGAACAAAUACAGCUGUCUAUAGUAGAGAGGAAUAACAUUUUUUCACCAGAGGGGGCGCCAGAGUCGACACAGAACAAAGUCACUCACAGGAGCUUUAAAGUAAUGUUUUAAUUUUUUUGACUUUUUAGUUAAAAUGUUGAUUGAUGAUGUUUGCUGCAAACUUUUGCAUUUAUAAGUAUUGUUCUAACGCAUUAGUUCAUCAUUGUGAGUUAAAAAAUAUUACAGAUUUUUCUAUCGGAACAUUUGAACUCAUUUUUUUCCCCCUUAAGUCCUUAAAAGUAUUUGUGUACCUUUUGAGCAGCACUUGACACAGUGGAUAGGUUUACAUUUCAUUUUUUAUUCUUUAUAUUUUCUUUUUCAUUUUUUUAAACGACCAUUUCUCUAUUGUAUAUUUUUUACAUUACUGCAAAUGUCCAGUCUGUACAUAAUGUACAUGUAAAGCCUCUAGGAAAAGUUAAGUCAACUUUUUGGUUUAUUAAAUUCAUUUGAAAUACUGAGCUGUGUGUGCACAUGAUCCUUUAGAUUUAUGAGCAUUAUUAUUAUUAUUAUUAUUACUAGAAAAUAUGUUCAAAGUUCAUUGUUGCUGUUGUUACAUCUGAGUUAAGAUUGAUAAAGAGCUACAUAACCUGUAAGAGAAGAAAAUCAAGCUGAAUGUAUAAAUAAUGAGCAGGGUUUUACUUUCUGGUUUGUAAUACUGCAUUUUAUUGAAUCUAAUAAAUCAUUUUCUCUGGUUUACCAAAAUAAAAAGGUUCAACAUUCCAAAAUAUAAAGAUCCAGGAUUAUGAGUGCUCACGAUGACCUCCUACUCUGGUAAAACUGUAGCUGCCCGUGAAUGACAUCUUGGAGAAACAGCAGCAUCAACACACAGACUUACAGAGUUACAGGGUUUGUUACAGUGCAUGAUGUCGGUGUCACGUUGGGAUCUCAAGCAGACGAUGACAAAAAAAACGUGCUGGAAACCAAAAAACUAUGACUUGCAAUUUUAAUGAUGAGAGAGGGACACGAUAAGAGAAACUCACCCGACCCGAACAAGCAGUAGUACAUUCUGAAAAAUGUCAUAUUUAUUUCUAAACCUCCAUAAUAAUUAUUAGAAUUUCAAAUCAUGUUGUUGCUGAAGUAAAUGGAAAAAUAUACAUUUAAUAUCUUUUAAAUAAACAACAAUAUAAGCUAUCUAUGCAAUUCACUUAACAGCUUCUUUUUUUUUUAGCACAGGCAUACUGUACACAGAUAUUUGAGUGAGUUACCUGGAUGUCAAGACGAGAAAACAAAAGUGUUAAGUUUGCAUAACAGGUUAAAGUAAACCAGGCUUCCUCUACCUCUCAAUGCAUGAUGGAAGGUCGCCGUGACAUUUACAGGUAUGUCGACGUUACACUCAGAACAGAGGAAGUAGCACCCGUUACCUACCUAAGAUUCAACACAUUAGUGGACAACACAACCAAAGAAAGACACUUGGUAGACGUGGAAACUCGAUGGUAUUGCUUGGUGGAAGUUUUUUCGAGAGGAAGGAAGAAUUACUGUUGAAAAAAAAUAAAUGAAAAACUGUCAAAAAAUCAAAAAAUAAAAGUCCUCUUUCGGGUUUUCUCUGGAGUUUUUGGCUGCAAAUCACGGUCUGCCCCUUGAAAAAGAGAUGAAAUAUGUGACCCUUCUUUGCUGACCUGUCUCUAUGACGUCUGAAGCUCAUGACAUGCGGUUUAAAGUCCAGCCUUGACUUAGGAGGUUCCUUUUAUUUUUUUUAGUUAUACUGCUGAUGGGCCACGUUAAAACAAAACAUAUGAAUAAUAAAAGGAAAAAAACUGUAAAAUCAAUCAAAUAAAGUUGUAAUUUUAUGAGACAAAAGCUUUGACAUCACAAGUCUGCACCCUGCAGGACCCACAAAUUUCAGCGUCCUGACACUUUGGAUGAUGUGGUGCUGAUGUGCCAAAGGUGAGAGUAUUUGGUUAUUUGUGAAACAUAUACCUUAGUUUUACUUCAGGGGUGCCAGUUUAGCUCAGUGGUUAAAGCGUGUGCCUCACGCUCAGAGGCUCUGGUGCUCAUUGCAUUGGUCGCGUGUUCAACACCUGACCUUGACCCUUUGCUACAUCCUCUACUCUUUAGAUAAACAAAUAAAGAAAAAUGUAGAAGGGGGGCAGUUAGUUUAGCAGUUCAUCCCGCACUUCACAUACAGACGGCCCAGUUCCUUGAACCAUAUAAGUUAUUCUCGUAAAGAUUUGUUUCUCAAAAUCGGACUAUUCCUCUAAUACAAGUUUGUUUCCACACAAAACUACGUUUAUUUUGUUGUUAUAAUAUCACAUUAUUCUCAAAAUAUUACAACUUCAUCAUCAUUGCAUUGCAACUUUUUCUCAGUUUUGUAUUUUUUCCCAUGUGGUCCUAAUACCCCACCAUACAUGGAACAGAGCCGACCUGUGAACUGUCACUCUUCUUAAAUGUUACAGGAAUGUAUUUCAGCUCUUCCACUGGUCACUUCCUCUUCAGAAAUUCAAUCUGUGCGCUUCAUUUGAAGGAAAUGCCAGAACAGUCACAUCCUUCACAAAGAAAGUGCCCAAAUAUGUAACUUGUUCACACUCUGUUCCCCUAAAAUGUAAGUAACGAGUUAACUAUCACACCAAGCUUGCUGGUAAAUGGAUACACAAACUGUGAAAUCUUAAUCAAAUAUGGGUCAAAGGCAUGACGUUUGGCACCUCACAUCCUCUGUGGCUUAGACGAGAUGGCUAUAGGUGCAUGGUAGUCAGAUUUACAGAUAGAUAUUUUUCUUAAAAACACGUGUAAGUCUCUUUUUUUCUGGUAUUGCACAUCCUAAAGAACACUGAGGGAGAUAACACGGUGUCAUGUGACAUGACUGUGUAAACCAUAUUGACUCUAACCCUGGGAUCUUAUAUUUUUUUAUCAUACUGCUUCUCUCUGCCACACAGAGAAAUCUGAUCCUCUUUAGGUGUCCACGGGACUGCCUCCACUCUCCUUUCCCCUCCUCUCCUCUCCUCUCUCCUCCUUUCCUCUCCUGUGAGUCAAACUAAACAGAGAACAGAGAGCUGAAAGUGAUGGCAGGCGGUCUCUCCUGUGUUUUCAUCAUACCGAUGAGGAAGAGGGUCCUGGUGCAGCAGGAGGAGGAGGAAAAGUGGGUCGGACACAUGAGUUAGUAAAGGAGAACAAACCGUGGUAGGCAAGAGGCAACAGUCUGGUUCCAGAGACCUCGUGCCCGCUGCAGCAUCAGACCCCGCAAGACGUCAUGCACAGCAGUUCAUCCUCAGUGAGAAGUUCCCCUCUGACGCACACACACAG
Xyrichtys novacula (pearly razorfish) is the source of this 30111-nucleotide messenger RNA. The record is from the annotation of a GenBank genome assembly. NCBI's taxonomy places the organism in Eukaryota, Metazoa, Chordata, Actinopteri, Labriformes, Labridae.